AAUUUUUAAAAAAUGAUAAUAAAUUUCCUCUUUGGAAAAGGGAAAAAAAAUAAUCGGCUGAAAAUGGUGUAAUCCUCGCACAAACUCUACCAAAACAUAUAAAAUCUACCUUAAAAAGUAAGUUUUAAGACUUCCACGAGAAACGUGAACCCACGAAACUUUAUAGAGAAAGGAAAAUUGACAGUCACUCCGGCGUUCUCGGAUGGACUCAGCUCCGAACUCUCAGCCCUUCGCUUGCUUGCUUUUGAAUUAUUUUAGCAUUUUCCAACCAAUCUUUUGGUGGGAGGUUCGGUUUGUGUAUGAGUAUACUUUUAUGUAGAGGAAUGGAAUUUAGUAGUUUGACAUAGCCAGACCUGCAACCAAGGAAAUGGAUUCAGCAAGGAGUUGGUUUCUAAAGUUUCAAACCUGGGACAGGUCAAGGGGUAUGACGAAGGAGACUAAUGGUGAAGGGAAGGAGGAUUUGGAUGCACAGGGUGAUGAACAAGCACUUUCCAAUGUCACAAAGCAGAAGGUUUCGGUGGCAAAGCAGUAUAUAGAAAACCACUACAAGGAGCAAAUGAAGAACCUGCAGGAGAGGAAGGAGCGAAGAAAUAUUCUGGAAAAGAAGUUGGUUGAUGCUGAUGUCUCUGAGGAGGAUCAAAACAACCUUCUUAAAUUUUUGGAGAAGAAGGAAACCGAGUACAUGCGUCUUCAGAGGCAUAAAAUGGGCGCUGACAGUUUUGAGCUGCUGACAAUGAUUGGGAAGGGUGCAUUUGGAGAGGUAAGAGUUUGUCAGGAAAAGGAAACAGGUCAUGUUUAUGCUAUGAAAAAACUUAAGAAAUCGGAGAUGCUUCGCAGAGGCCAGGUUGAGCAUGUGAAGGCAGAAAGGAAUCUGCUUGCAGAAGUUGAUAGCAAUUGCAUUGUCAAACUCUACUGUUCUUUUCAAGAUGAUGAGUUUCUUUAUCUGAUUAUGGAAUAUUUACCUGGGGGAGAUAUGAUGACUUUACUUAUGAGAAAGGAUACCUUGACUGAAGACGAAGCCAGAUUUUAUGUUGCAGAAAUAGUUCUGGCUAUUGAAUCUAUUCAUGAACACAAUUACAUUCAUAGGGAUAUCAAGCCCGACAACUUGCUUCUUGAUAGAUAUGGGCACUUGAGACUGUCAGAUUUUGGACUGUGUAAACCAUUAGACUGCAAUACACUACAAGAACAGGAUUUUUCAGUGGGGAACAGCCAAAAUGGGACUGCACAGAAUGAAGAGCACCCUCUAGCUCCAAAACGCACACAGCAAGAACAACUACUGCAUUGGCAAAAAAACAGAAGAAUGCUUGCUUAUUCUACUGUCGGUACACCCGACUAUAUUGCGCCAGAAGUUUUGUUGAAGAAAGGAUAUGGAUUGGAAUGUGACUGGUGGUCACUUGGGGCUAUUAUGUAUGAAAUGCUUGUGGGGUACCCGCCAUUUUAUUCUGAUGAUCCCAUGUCAACAUGCAGAAAGAUAGUGAACUGGAGAACUCAUUUGAAGUUUCCCGAGGAAGCAGAGCUAUCUCCAGAGGCAAAAGGUCUUAUUAGUAAACUUCUGUGUAAUGUAAACCAGAGGUUAGGGUCAAAAGGUGCUGACGAAAUAAAGGCUGAUCCGUGGUUUGAAGGUAUUGAUUGGGACAAGAUAUAUCAUAUGGAAGCUGCAUCUAUUCCUGAGGUCAAUGAUGAUUUGGACACUCAAAAUUUUGAAAAGUUUGAGGAGUCUGAUAACCAGAGUCAGAAUUCAUCCAAAAAUGGUCCGUGGAGAAAGAAGCUCUCAGCCGAGGACCAUAAUUUCAUGGGUUACACAUAUAAGAACUUUGAAAUUGUCAAUGAUUAUCAAGUGCCUGGGAUGGCUGAGUUGAAGAAGAAAACCGGCAAAGCAACGAGGCCAUCUGUCAAAUCACUUUUUGGGAAGUCUGAAACAUCUGAGGCGUCUGAUAUAUCUGCAAGUAGUCAACCCGUAUAAGGGAGCUUUUUAAACCUCUUGCCUCCCCAACUGGUAGCAUCUCAAAACCAUAAAGAAUCCCCUUAACCAGCUUUUUCUCUGCAUGGUGAGAUGGACAAGAUGCUCCAGUUGAUACGCCAACGCAUUGACUUCCAAGUACGUCGUGUAAAUUUUGGGUGAAGUCAAGGGUGGAUAUAUCCGCAUGAAAUUGAUGCUUGUUUGAAAACUCAAGCUUUGAAGUGUGAAGAAAGGGUUCUGGUUUUGAAGCAACAAAUUUUCCCAGAACCUUCUUGGAAAGGAUUCCAGUAAGUUUUUUUGUUUCCAAAGAUCCUAAACUGACAGAUUAAUAAUUCAUGCUCUACCGAAAUGCAUUUUGCAUUCAUUUAUUUUUUGUCAAUCUACUAGAUAUUGUAUAGAGAAACUAUAAUGUGCUCAAAUUCCUUUAGAUGUAUAUUGUGCUUUUCAUUGGUUA
Messenger RNA from Carya illinoinensis, 2414 nucleotides. RefSeq names its product serine/threonine-protein kinase tricornered-like. The coding region runs from base 368 to 1963 and encodes 531 amino acids. NCBI's taxonomy places the organism in Eukaryota, Viridiplantae, Streptophyta, Magnoliopsida, Fagales, Juglandaceae. The record is from RefSeq and is a predicted model, not a curated record. Gene Ontology annotation, molecular function: ATP binding; protein serine/threonine kinase activity. The transcript has 14 exons. Gene Ontology annotation, biological process: peptidyl-serine phosphorylation; intracellular signal transduction.